CGCUGCCGCUGCCGCCGUCGCGUUCGCGUCAGCGUAGUGGCAAGCACGGGGGUACAGCCCGCGGCAUCCCAUCCUCGUCUGCUUUCAGGAGAGAAAGAGAAAAAAAUACCUGGGAAAAUUAUACCUGCCAGAAUUAGCAAGAGCUUGUGUUAAGAAGAAAUUUGUCAAACUCCUCAACAAACUGAAGCUUAAGAGUUAUAGUUACUGAUCAGAAAUAUGGACAGACUUCUUAGACUUGGAGGAGGUAUGCCUGGACUGGGCCAGGGGCCACCUACAGAUGCUCCUGCAGUAGACACAGCAGAACAAGUCUAUAUCUCUUCCCUGGCACUGUUAAAAAUGUUAAAACAUGGCCGUGCUGGAGUUCCAAUGGAAGUUAUGGGUCUGAUGCUUGGAGAAUUUGUUGAUGAUUACACGGUCAGAGUAAUUGAUGUGUUUGCUAUGCCACAGUCAGGAACAGGUGUCAGUGUGGAGGCAGUUGAUCCAGUGUUCCAAGCCAAAAUGUUAGAUAUGUUGAAGCAGACAGGAAGGCCCGAGAUGGUUGUUGGUUGGUAUCACAGUCACCCUGGCUUUGGUUGUUGGCUUUCUGGUGUGGAUAUCAACACUCAGCAGAGCUUUGAAGCCUUGUCGGAGAGAGCUGUGGCAGUGGUUGUGGAUCCCAUUCAGAGUGUAAAAGGAAAGGUUGUUAUUGAUGCCUUCAGAUUGAUCAAUGCUAAUAUGAUGGUCUUAGGACAUGAACCAAGACAAACAACUUCAAAUCUGGGUCACUUAAACAAGCCAUCUAUUCAGGCACUAAUUCAUGGACUAAACAGACAUUAUUACUCCAUUACUAUUAACUAUCGGAAAAAUGAACUGGAACAGAAGAUGUUGCUAAAUUUGCACAAGAAGAGUUGGAUGGAAGGUUUGACACUUCAGGACUACAGUGAACAUUGUAAACACAAUGAAUCAGUGGUAAAAGAGAUGUUGGAAUUAGCCAAGAAUUAUAAUAAGGCUGUAGAAGAAGAAGAUAAGAUGACACCUGAACAGCUGGCAAUAAAGAAUGUUGGCAAGCAGGACCCCAAACGUCAUUUGGAGGAACAUGUGGAUGUACUUAUGACUUCAAACAUUGUCCAGUGUUUAGCAGCUAUGUUGGAUACUGUCGUAUUUAAAUAAAGCAACGCAAAAAGCUAUUAGUGAUACUUUCAGUGUAUAUUCCUCUGUUGUUCCUAAUGCUCAAAAUCAAGGGACCUCUGAAGGUGUAUUUGGUUAAAUGUAAGACAUCUGGCAUCAUUUGCAGCACUGUAACACCUUCAGUCUCAGUUGUGCAAUUACUUCUGUUUCUUUAGUCAGGGUCUUUGCAGAUUCCAAAGUUGUACAAGAAUACAUCAAAGUGGACAAAUUUUGUUAAGAUCCCAUUUAAUAUUUGAAAAAAUCAGUAGCACAAAUAUAUUUUGAUUGUUGCUUACAAAAUAAAAUACAUUUACAAUCUA
Molecule: messenger RNA, 1466 nt
Organism: Lemur catta (Ring-tailed lemur)
Lineage: Eukaryota; Metazoa; Chordata; Mammalia; Primates; Lemuridae
Gene: PSMD14
Product: proteasome 26S subunit, non-ATPase 14
Exons: 12
Coding region: 217-1149 (310 amino acids)
Biological process (GO): proteasome-mediated ubiquitin-dependent protein catabolic process; protein deubiquitination
Cellular component (GO): proteasome regulatory particle, lid subcomplex
Molecular function (GO): protein binding; metallopeptidase activity; proteasome binding
Source: RefSeq, a predicted model, not a curated record